Messenger RNA from Symbiodinium sp. CCMP2592, 1617 nucleotides. Lineage: Eukaryota; Dinophyceae; Suessiales; Symbiodiniaceae. The record is from the annotation of a GenBank genome assembly.
AUGUCGCUGGGCAAGCUUUCCUUGCAAGACAGCGGUGCGCUGUUGGCAUCCCCGGUGAGCCCGGAUGUGUCGGCUGUGCAGGGCAUCUACAACGUGCUCGUGGCAAACAUCAAUCUCAGGAGAACCAUGACGCAGCUUCAGGAGGUUGCCAACCUUGGCAGUGAGUCCGAGGCCAUGCAAAGCCUGCGCAGUCAGAUGAAGGAUGCCAACAAGACAAUGCUAUCGCAAGAGCAGGCCAUGGCAGAUCUGCUUGGCGAGAUCACGUCCAUGGCCAGUUCUUGGAGUUCGUUAGCAAUGUCGGUGUCGUUGGCCCAGGUUCCAGCAGCGGAAAUGUGCGAAGUGUUGGGUUUGUCCAGGGUACUGCUCAAGCUCAAGGCUGUGAAGGAGGUUGAAGACUGCAACGUGGAUGCCUUGGCCGAGGCACUUGACGAAAAUCUCAAGAACUUCAGCAACCAAUGUGGAGUCGAAGAGGAGCAAGCAACCUUCGAGCGUCUCCGUGAUGAGCUCGAACAGGCAAAGAAAGACCUUAGCAAGCUGGAUGAGGACUUGAUUGAACAAGAGCUCAAGUUGGAUGAGUUUCUGGCCGAAAACCACUUCAUCAUGCGGCAGGUGCGGUUCUUAGCUGAGAUGGAAAAGGUGGCUGGAAUCCAAUCAGACACAAUGAAGGCUUUGAAGGAAGCCCACCAUGCGCAUCAGCUAUCAACCGUUGGCAGGUUCGGCUUAGAUGUGCUUGGAGAUAUCCUCUUGCUGGGUAUGCGUCAGUUCCGUAAUCGAUCGCGGAAGAGGGAGCAGAUCGCUGCAGAGGACUAUGAGGAUUUCAAGAGCAACUUUGACAGAAAAUUUGGUGAGGUGGACUCUGAGGAAUUCGCCGCGAAGAAGUCACAGCUCGAGGCAGACAUGGAGAAGAAGCAGGCCCUCAUCAAAGCUGCGGUGGCAUCCAAAAAGCACCUCAUGGAUUCCAGGGACGAGAAACACAAGUACAUUGAGGCCAAGAAGGUGGAAGUCGUUGCAGCAAGGAGCAGUGUCAUGAAGAAGCUGGCAAGCAUCGAUACUGCUAGUGUCGCACAAUACAAGAAGGUGUGCGAUGCCAGCAUGCAGUUUGGCCAACAAAGGUCCCGUCGAGGUGCCUUCCAGAUGUUUGCCAGUCAGGCGAUUAAGUCAAUUGAGGCCUACCAUCAUUUUGUUGGCAAUCUUGCGGUUGCUGACUGGGAUGCACAAAAGACCACCAUGACGAAGAUCGUGUCUAGUGAGUGCGGAUGGGGUGUGCUUGCUCCAGCGCUGGGUUAUGUGCAAAAAGUUUGCACCCCAUUGGGUCUUCUCAUGACUGGUGACCCGGCAAGCAAGGAGGAUAUCCCGAAGUUGGCAUCGUUGGUCUCUCCUGCGACCAAGCUCAUCAAUGCUCUCAACGACGGCAAUCGAAGUCAGCUGCCCAAGCUGGCAGACCAAGGGUCAAACCAUGCUCACAGUCCUCCUGCGCUGAAGGACCAAGUCAGCUCCCCGCCUGAUGCCAACGCUCCCCCAGCUCAGCCUUCGGCUGCAACCUCUGACGCUGAAAAGCAGCGUCCUACGCCUGCCAUGCCUGCAGAGGCAGAUGAUGACCUUAUGGACUUGCUCUGA